Messenger RNA from Linum tenue, 1059 nucleotides. NCBI's taxonomy places the organism in Eukaryota, Viridiplantae, Streptophyta, Magnoliopsida, Malpighiales, Linaceae. The record is from the annotation of a GenBank genome assembly.
ACCAGUAACACCGAUGAUUUGGCUGCGCGGUUGAACCACGGGUUCAACCAUAGAGAUUAUGGGUGGGGUGUUACAAGUACCAUUCGGGAUUUCGGCGCAGACGACACUUUUUUAGUUAGGGAUAGUAAUCGAGACAAUUAUUCCAUAUAUUUUGAUAUUGAAAAUCAAGUUUUUGAGAUUGAUAAUGAUCAUUUUUUUCUUUUUCUGAGUAAAUUAGAGAGCUCCUUUUCUAGUUAUUGGAAUUCCCCUUAUCUGAAUAAUGAUUCUAGGAGUGACGAUGAUCAUUCUCUAUAUGAUACUAAAUGGAAUAAUUACAUCAAUAGUUGCAUUGACAAUUAUCUUCGUUCGCAAAUCUGCAUUGAUAGCUAUAUUUUAACUGAUAGUGACAAUUAUAGUGAAAGUUACAUUUAUAGUUCGAUUUGUAGUGAAAAUGAGAUUUCCCGUUUAAGAAUUAGCACGAAUGGUAAUGAUUUAACUAUACGAGAAAGUUCGAACGAUCCGCGAGAAAGUUCUAAUGAUCUCGAUGUAACUGAAAAAUACAGACAUUUAUGGAUUCAAUGCGAAAUUUGUUAUGGAUUAAAUUAUAAAAAAUUUUUUAAGUCAAGACUGAAUAUUUGUGAACAAUGUGGAUAUCAUUUGAAAAUGACUAGUUCAGAUAGAAUUGAACUUUCGAUUGAUCCAGGUACUUGGAAUCCUAUGGACGAAGACAUGGUAUCUCUAGAUCCUAUUGAAUUUCAUUCGGAGGAGGAACCUUAUAAAGAUCGUAUUGAUUCUUAUCAACGAAAGACGGGAUUAACCGAAGCUGUUCAAACAGGUACAGGUCAACUAAACGGCAUUCCUGUAGCAAUUGGAGUUAUGGAUUUUCAAUUUAUGGGGGGUAGUAUGGGAUCGGUCGUAGGCGAGAAAAUCACUCGUUUGAUCGAGUAUGCUGCCAAGAGAUCUUUACCUCUUAUUCUAGUGUGUGCUUCCGGAGGAGCACGGAUGCAAGAAGGAAGUUUGAGCUUGAUGCAAAUGGCGAAAAUAUCUCCUGUCCUCCCCUCACCACAAAGCGAGAACUAA